CUUAAAAAAAACUCUUCACCGCCUAGGCUCGUCGCCGGUGUCGCGCCGCCGUGCCCGCCUGCCCCUGCAGAGCCUGCGUCGCCUCUGCCCCCGCAGGACCCGCGCUAACUGGCCGGCGCCUCUCCGCCGAGGAUCUGGCCUCAUCCGCCUCGCACACCCCACCCGCAUCGUUCGCCAACCGCUCCUCCUUCCGCCACCAUAUCAAUGUGACGGGAUAGGGCGGACGAGAGCAGGGCGCCGUGGUGCUUUGGCGGGCAUCUCCCGUCUCCGAGCCGCCGAACAGGAGAGAUCCCACCCGCGGCGCCGAAUCCAUUUUGCAGUGAGAGGUAUUGGUCCCCUUGAUCAUGGUGUUCAGCAGGGUGGAAGUGAACCUCAGAAGGCUGCUUCAGGAGGCUCCUCGGCAGCAGAAUCAGGCCAAGCUUGCCCAUUAUAUAUCCACAGCCAGGGAGCUAUUGGAGCAGCUUGGAGCAGAAAUUACAACUGAAGGAGUACCAAGGGGUUCAAAAGCUAAGCUCAGUGAGUAUUCAGAAAAGAUUGAAGCACUAGCUGCCACACUUGCUGCUUCAGUGACAGAAAAUGAAAAACCAGUUGAUGAGAUCAAAGAAGAAAGCUCUUGUGAAAGAGAAAAGGCUGAGAGUCCAAUAUCCUUGUCAGCAGGAUUGCGAAGGCGAUCAACGGCUCAGGUGGAAGCUGGUACAAGCAGUCGUGAUAGAACUAGAAGAGAAAGAGAUACUGGAGCGCCUAUUAAAUUGGAUGCAGAAGCUCAGGCUAACAUUGAGAAGCAUAGGGACCUGCAAGAUAGUCUGAUAGACGAAAUGGUUGACUUAGCACGUCAGCUGAAGGAAAGUAGCCUUGUAGUGAACCAAUCCGUGCAAGAUACAGUGAAGAUCCUUCAUUCCAAUGAGAGAGCCAUGGAACAUAGCUUGGCGAGCACCGGUAGCGCAACGGCGCGAGCCUCUGAGGUCUACUCGCUGGCCUCCAAGACAACCUGCUUCCAGUGGUUGCUCAUCUUUCUGAUGACCUGCAUGUUCGUCAUGGUGGUUAUGCUCAUACGGGUCACCUGAUGGUGCUCGCUGCGACCACUGAAAACACUGUCAUCAGUAGCCGUUAAGAUUGUACAAUCUUCUAAAUGAUCCUUCUGAACAUAAACAUGAACCAGUGUUCCGAAUGAGCAUUGCUUCUCACCGUCAUUGUGCAGUUCGCUGAAGAAAGAUGCAUCUGUGCACCCAGGUAACUGUCAAGUUUCAGGGAACUCUGAAUAUUGUGGC
Triticum aestivum (bread wheat) is the source of this 1268-nucleotide messenger RNA. RefSeq lists its product as uncharacterized. Gene Ontology annotation, cellular component: SNARE complex; endoplasmic reticulum. NCBI's taxonomy places the organism in Eukaryota, Viridiplantae, Streptophyta, Magnoliopsida, Poales, Poaceae. The record is from RefSeq and is a predicted model, not a curated record. Gene Ontology annotation, biological process: retrograde vesicle-mediated transport, Golgi to endoplasmic reticulum. Gene Ontology annotation, molecular function: SNAP receptor activity. Bases 345 to 1064 code for a protein of 239 amino acids. The transcript has 8 exons.